Molecule: messenger RNA, 1081 nt
Organism: Camelina sativa (false flax)
Lineage: Eukaryota; Viridiplantae; Streptophyta; Magnoliopsida; Brassicales; Brassicaceae
Source: RefSeq, a predicted model, not a curated record
ACAUCUACCCUUCUCUUUGCUUCUUCCUCUUUCCAUUAAAAACUCUCUUUCAAACAAAAACAAAAAAAAACUCAAAAACAACAUCAAUGGCGAAUUCAGAUUCCUACUCCUCCUCUACACCACCACCACCAGUAGUAGUACCUAACGAAGAAGAAGACAACAACAACAACAACAACGAGAGAAUAAUCUCAACUCACCAUCACCAGACCAUGCCUUCCGAGUUAACUCAAGAAGAGUUCGCCGUACUCUCCAACUCAAUCGUCGAGUUCCACACGUACCAACUCGGUCGAGGUCGGUGCUCCUCCCUCUUAGCUCAGCGGAUCAACGCGCCUCCGGAAACAGUCUGGUCCGUGGUGAGAAGGUUCGACCGGCCUCAGAUUUACAAACACUUCAUCAAAAGCUGCCACGUAGACGAAGGUUUCGAGAUGCGAGUGGGAUCCACGCGCGACGUGAACGUGAUCAGCGGUCUACCGGCGAACACGUCGAGGGAGAGGUUAGAUCUGCUGGACGAUGAUCGGAGAGUGACUGGGUUUAGUAUCACCGGAGGUGAGCAUAGGCUGAGGAACUACAAAUCGGUGACGACGGUUCAUAGGUUCGAGAAAGAGAGAGAACGGAUCUGGACCGUUGUUUUGGAAUCGUACGUCGUGGAUGUGCCGGAAGGUAACUCGGAGGAAGACACACGUUUGUUUGCUGAUACGGUCAUUAGAUUGAAUCUUCAGAAACUUGCUUCCAUUACUGAAGCUAUGAAUCGUAACAACAACAACAACAACAACAACUCCGGUGACGGAACAAACUCUUCUUCUUCUUCUUCAUUUCAGAGAAUCUUAAGUGGGACGAUCCUACAACCAUCAUGAGACAACAACACUUCAAAGACUUUGGUUGCAUAAAAAUCUAUUUCAAUAUGGUUGGACGACGAGAAAGUAUGGGAUUUUUGGAGCCACUCCUUUUUUUAUUAUCUGCAAAUUGUGGGAGCCACGUUCCAUUUUCUAGUACACCAGUACUAUUACUUUUUUUUUUUAACAAGUGUUUUGUUUUGGGAAACUUAUGCUUAUUUAUUAGUUUUCAUUUUCCUAAUUUGGUU